This is a messenger RNA of Exaiptasia diaphana, 1599 nucleotides long. RefSeq lists its product as uncharacterized. The record is from RefSeq and is a predicted model, not a curated record. NCBI's taxonomy places the organism in Eukaryota, Metazoa, Cnidaria, Anthozoa, Actiniaria, Aiptasiidae. The transcript is spliced from 6 exons. Bases 40 to 1188 code for a protein of 382 amino acids.
AUCGGACUCUUUGACGAGUUCACCCAUUUUUUAACACAGAUGAAUGUUUACAGAGGAAAAACACUUACRGAUUCACAAGACUUGGCAAUGUUGCUGCAAUUGUAUAACGGCACAGGAUGGGCCCGUAAAACCGUUUCUCGAGAAUGCAACUUCGACAUGCCCCUUACAAGUUUUACCAUUGGAGGUUUCACACAGCCAACUGUAGCAGCAAGCAUUAUUGCUCAGGCAGGAAGUGCUGAAAAGGGCCUGUCCAGUAGAUUUCUUUGGAUAACACCGGACCCCGUCUUUAAGUCCAUGGACGACUUAGAAGCAGUAGAUCCGAUAUUUUACAACGAAUUUGUGUCACUUAUAGCGGACCUGAUAAUUGCACGAAAGACCAACCCAAAAGAGCGGGUGACUUUGAGUUUGGACAAAUUGGAAUGUCCAUCGUUUAAAGCGCAUUAUGACAGCAUCCAAGAUAAACUUAAGAUGAUAGCUGGCUAUGACGAAAUGAUUACUGGUAUGUUAAGCAAAUCCAAAGGCCAAACACUCAGGCUAGCUGCAAUAUUUACAGUGCUGUUUACCAUUGGCCAGACAACAGACGACAGUGAACCAACCGCCAUCAAAAAAGUGACAGAUUUAGCUGUUGAUGCCGCCAUCAGCUUCGUUGGUUUGGCUUGCGACCACGCGCUUUAUCYAUCAUCAAGAUCAUCAAUGCAAGACGAGAUAAACAGUGUGGCCGUAGAGUCCGAGGAAUGCGAUGAAGCAAUGUCGGCAUCAACAGAUCAACCCAGAAAAAAAAGUCUGAAGCAGCAUAUCCUUCUUCUCGAGGGAAAGAAACUCGAGGUGACUCCCCUUCUAAAGAAAAAGAAAUUCCGUGGCUAUGCUCCGGACAAAAACGCAGUCAUCAAAGCUAUGGAAGAUUUGCAAGAACAAGGAUUUGGGCACUUGACAUCCGAAAAAGGGCCAGGAUCGUACAUAAAAUACACCUUCGUAAAAACGGCAAUUCCGGAGGACGAUCAAGGAAGAAUUGAUUUYACUGUGAAGCUAACAGAAGUCAAUAUUUCCAUACGAGAAUAUCAGGAGGCAUACCAACAAAUCGAGCAGGAUGCAAACAAAGAAAAGACCGGAGACAAGCGAUCACAAGCUGACAACGAAAUAGAACCACUUCGACGAAGUCCUCGAAAGUCCCCAAGGAAGAGCMAAUAGAAUAUUUGUUCUUCGACAGUUCUCCUUUAGUAUAUGAUUUUUAUACAUUCUGUGGAAAAAUGUUCAUGACAGCAUAGUGCUAUUUUUUGUAUUAAAAAUAUACAAUAUGUUUUAUUAURUUCUAUUUUUAACAGUCGUUUUCCAGAUUACCGUUGCCGGACAAAAUAUGGCUAAAAAUACAAUAUAGGUACUACAGCUCAAUAUUAUCAUAUAAAUAAUGAUAGAAAAUGUACGAACAAUGUACGAUUACGAAUGAUCAGAUGAUGUAUAGUAUUUUUUUGUCAACGAAUUUUUGAAUGAUUAAACUAUGUUAUCAUGUAAGUCAAAUGAAGUCUAAUUCAAUGUUGUCAUUAUAUGUAUUAAGUGGUACGUAACAAGUACGAAUGAGUAAUAUUUGUAAACAAUAGAUGA